UUUAGAUCUGUUUUAUUCCCUAAAAAUGUACAACAAUUAUAUCAUUCUUCAAAAGUUCCUGAAAAUUACUUAACAUGAGCUGAUGUUGUAAUGUUAAAUUAAAGCAUUAACAUAAUUAUUUAUUAAAAAAUGGAUUUUUUUUCGGAAAUUAUAGGCGAGACGGUCAUUUUAGGGUUAGAUUCAUUAAUAUUGGGAUUCUGCGUGAAGCAGCUGAGCAAAUGUAAACACAUCCUCAAUGCUCUACAGACAGCACCAGUUCUGGAGAUAGACUCAUCAAUUAACAAAGAAUUAAAGAAGUUCCCUAAUAGCACAAUCCCAUAUGUUGUGAUAAGAGGACUGGUGAAGCCGCUUGGCACUCCUAUCACCAGUAAUUACAAUAACUCCAUCACCGGUGUGGUGCAAAGAUUAACAAUAAAAGAGCAUGUAAUAGCCAGAACAUCGGCAGGUUUCUGGUCAGACCAGACCCGGACCAUUCAUGAAGUGUGUAAUUCAACUCCAUUUGUUCUCAACAAUGGGAAAUACAGCAUAGAAGUUGUUGACGCAUUAGCUGCUGAAUUACUUGAUAUGGACGUGAUUUCGGAUAAAUUCGAACCGAUGUCUCCUGGUGUUAUCGAUCACGUAUGGGGCUUCUUCUCCGGAGUGCGUCAGCGAGGACUCCAGACUAUGGAGGAGAUGCUUCGAGACGGCUCCUACAUUACUGCCAUCGGCGAACUGAGCAAGAGCAAAACAGGCGCACUAAAGAUCCAGCCUCCUAGAGACGGCCUACCGCUGUACUUGACCACAGCCACGAAAUCCAGCUUGUUGAAGAGGUUGGCCAGUUCGAGAGAUUUUUUGAGAAUCCUGGUGGUAAUAUUCGGUGCGGUGGCCGUGGCGGCCUCGUGCAGGGUCGCUUACAAGUACGUGAAGCGACGCAAGCGACGCGCGCUCGACGACUCAGUGAAGCAGCGGCUGGCGGCCGGGCGCCGGGAGAGACGAGCCGUGGCCAGGGAGAAGAACCUGAGCGAAGUGCAACUCUGCGUUGUCUGUACAGAGAAUCCCAAGGAAAUUAUACUGUUACCGUGCGGUCACGUGUGUGUGUGCGAGGAUUGCUCGGACAACAUCACGGACAACUGCCCCAUAUGCCGUAAAAGAAUAGAAUCCAGGGCGCCCGCCUUCAUUACAUAAAUAUUAUUAUAAUUAUUUAUUCAGGUGUAAGAAGGAAAUCGCUCUCGAAAACGAAGACAGAGUUAAUACUAUGACACUAUUCUUUACUGGUGGUAGGACCUCUUGUGAGUCCGCACGGGUAGGCACCACCAUUCUGCCUAU
Bombyx mandarina (wild silkworm) is the source of this 1305-nucleotide messenger RNA. RefSeq names its product mitochondrial E3 ubiquitin protein ligase 1 (gene Mul1). Gene Ontology annotation, biological process: protein ubiquitination; organelle organization. The record is from RefSeq and is a predicted model, not a curated record. Gene Ontology annotation, molecular function: ubiquitin-protein transferase activity. NCBI's taxonomy places the organism in Eukaryota, Metazoa, Arthropoda, Insecta, Lepidoptera, Bombycidae.